Molecule: messenger RNA, 1479 nt
Organism: Ichthyophthirius multifiliis
Lineage: Eukaryota; Ciliophora; Oligohymenophorea; Hymenostomatida
Product: major facilitator superfamily protein, putative
Exons: 2
Biological process (GO): transmembrane transport
Molecular function (GO): transmembrane transporter activity
Source: RefSeq, a predicted model, not a curated record
AUGUAUGAUAUAAUUUUCAUUUUAUUUUUAAGCUAAUUCAUAAUAAAUGCAACAAAUUCAAUAAUUGCUCCUUUUUUUCCUUAAUAUGCAUUUUAAUGGGGUUUAUCUUAAUUUAGUAUUAGUUUAAUAUUUAGUAUUCAUCCUGUAGGAAAUUUAAUCUGUUAUUUUUUAUUAGGGAAAUAAAUAUGUGAUGAAAAAUAUUAAAAAAUAUCACAAAUGGCAGGAAUUUUUUUGAAUAUAAUUGGCAUUUUCUCCUUUGCUAUUUUGAGUUUAUUUUAAGACAAAGCAUAUAUUUUUUCUAUAAGUUUAUUAGCAAAGUUUAUUUUAGGGAUAGUUAAAAAUAUAUACAUAUUCAAAAAAAUUAAUAUUUUUAAUAAAAAAAAAUUAUAGGCAUAAACCCUUUUUAAUUUUCCAUUUUAUUCGUAUAUUCCUAUAUUGUAUUAAACUGAAUAUAAAUAAAAAUUUUUGCAUUUAGAGUUAUUUUCAGGAAUGGGUUUCCUUUUUGGACCUUUUUUAAGCGGAUUUCUUAUUUAAGCUUUUGGUUGGGUAAUCCCAUUUAUUAUAUUUGGAAUUAUAUGUAUAUUAUUAUUAUUUACAUUUUAAAAAUAAAUUCCUGAUAGAAUGAUUUUAAAAAUAAAAUAAAAUGAAAAAAUUAAAAAUUAAAAUGAGAUAAAUAGUUAGUAUUUAUUUUAUGAUAAAAUUUAAGAUAACUAUUAAAUUUAUAAAUUAAAAUAUUCAAAUAAAAAUCUGAUUACAGUUUAUAUUUUAAUGAUUAUUCCUUGCUGUGGAAUUAUGUCAUUAGAAGCUACAUUUAGUCUAUAUAUAUAAUAAAAAUAUUAAACAAAUUAUUUUUUUAUGGGUAUUAUAUUUAGUUUCGGAAUGAUUUUAUAUAUAGUUUUUGUCCCUUUAAUUAAGAUUAUUUAUAAUUAUUCUUAUUUAGUUAUAUUUAUUGGAAUAUUUGUUACAGGCAUAUGCUUUUGUUUAAUAGGGCCUUAUUAUUUUUUAUUUUAAAAUAUAUAAUUAAAUUACAUUUGUGCUUCUUAUAUAUUUCUAUCUUUUUCUAUUUUAAUGAUUUAUUUUCCAUCUUUAUUACUAAUAACUAAUAUAAUAAAUAUUACCAAUAUAAAUAAUAAAUAAUUUUUUAUAUUAUUUUAAAAAAGUUAUAAUUAUUACAAUACACUUUAUUGUUCAGGAUAAUUUAUCGGACCUUUGCUUGGAGGUUUCAUGACUGAGUUUUUAAGUUUUGAAACUUGCAAUAGUAUUUUUGGUAUAACAGUAUUAUUUUGGGGAAUUAUUUUUUAUUUUUAAAAAAAUUAAUACUAAUUUGAUUGUUAAUAUUAUUGUGUGUAUAUUCAAGGAGUUAAAGAUUUAAUUAUAACUCCAAACAUUUAAAAUUAAUAGAAAAACUAUAAAAAAAAAUUAGUUUUAAUUUGUUAUUUGUAGAAAAAAAUAUUAACUAUAAAUGAAAAUUAAAAAUGA